UUUUGGUCAUACUCUAUGCGAUUAAGAUCUUUAGGUGGGGACAUUCGCUAAAGCCAAUCCAAUCCUCGACUCACGUGCCUCCUCCUAUCCCAUAACAAACGUAAGUGUAUUAAAGACAAAAGUAGCAUAGUUAAUUUUCUUCAUUUGACUUGGGGAAUAAACUAUUUGGAAAAAAGAUUGCUUUUUUGAGAGUGAGGAGCGGGCUAGGAUCAGCCUUUAGUAUACAUGUUCCUGUUUUAGACAAUAAAGAUAAAAGAUUUGUGAGAGAAUUGACAAAGGGUGGGUUUCCAGUGAGGGUGUUGGAGGUUUAGGGGUGAUGGGUUACAUGGGUAGGUGUUGGUUGGUUGGGGUCAUAAUUGUGGUGGGCAGUGUUGGAGUGGAAGGGUAUCCUGCUGAGGAUUUGGUGGUUAAAUUGCCUGGUCAACCUAAUGUUGGCUUUAAGCAAUUUGCUGGGUAUGUUGACGUUGAUGCCAAGCAUGGAAGGAGCCUCUUCUAUUAUUUUGUGGAGGCUGAGCAAGACCCUGACAAGAAGCCCCUCACACUUUGGCUCAAUGGAGGCCCUGGGUGUUCUUCCGUUGGAGGAGGUGCUUUUUCUGAAUUGGGACCCUUUUAUCCUAAUGGUGAUGGACUUGGUCUCCGAAGAAAUUCCAUGUCCUGGAAUAAAGCAUCCAAUCUCAUUUUUGUGGAGUCUCCUGCUGGAGUUGGUUGGUCAUACUCAAAUACAACUUCUGAUUACAAAACUGGAGAUCUCUCCACUGCCAAUGAUAUGUAUUUGUUCAUGUUGAAAUGGUACAAGAAGUUUCCAUCAUACAGAACAAGAGAACUGUUCCUCACUGGAGAAAGCUAUGCAGGACACUAUGUACCUCAAUUAGCUAAUGUUCUCUUGGACCAUAAUGCUGGUUCAAGUGGUUUCAAAUUCAACAUCAAAGGAGUUGCUAUUGGAAACCCACUUUUGAGACUUGAUCGGGAUGCACCAGCAACAUAUGAAUACUUCUGGUCACAUGGAAUGAUUUCUGAUGAAGUUGGCCUUGCCAUCAUGAAUGAUUGUGAUUUCGAUGACUAUUCCUAUGAAACUCCUCACAACGUUUCUAAUUCGUGCAACAAUGCCAUAUAUGAAGCAAAUGUCAUUGUUGGCAAUUACAUAAACAACUAUGAUGUGAUUCUAGAUGUUUGUUAUCCAUCCAUAGCAGAACAGGAACUGAGAUUGAAAAAGAUGGCAACAAAAGUAAGUUUAGGUGUGGAUGUGUGUAUGACUCUAGAAAGACGGUUUUACUUCAAUCUCCCAGAGGUUCAGAAGGCUCUUCAUGCAAACCGUACAAACCUUCCUUAUAGGUGGUCCAUGUGUAGUAAUUUUCUAAACUACAGUGACACUGAUGGUAACAUCAACAUCCUUCCAAUUCUCAAAAGAAUAGUCCAAAACCAUAUCCCAGUAUGGGUUUUCAGUGGAGAUCAAGAUUCUGUUGUGCCAUUAUUGGGAUCUCGAACACUGAUUCGUGAACUAGCUAAUGAAUUGCAUUUCAAGAUUACAGUCCCAUAUGGGGCCUGGUUCCACAAAGGGCAGGUUGGAGGUUGGGUGACUGAGUAUGGAAAUUUGUUAACUUUUGCAACUGUAAGGGGUGCUGCUCACAUGGUACCUUAUUCUCAACCUUCAAGAGCACUUCAUCUAUUCAGUUCAUUUGUGCGUGGUAGAAGGUUGCCCAACACAACACAUUCUUCCAUUGAUGAUUGAAGGAAGACACUUAAAGGAGUUGUAGCAAAAAAAUGGCAUAGGAAGUGAGAGAAAAGACUGUUCCUUUAUAAGUUCCUAGUGAUUGUAUGGAAACGAAAAGGAAAAUUAACAAAAAAGAAAUUAUAUUCUGUUGCUUUUACUUUCUUCAUUUGGUACUAGCGCAGAUUUCUUGGCCUCAUUGGUAGGUGCAUUGGGAUUGUUUUGGAAAAUGUAAGCGACUUUUGUUUCAGUUAUAUGAACUUAUUUUUGGUGAAAAA
Molecule: messenger RNA, 1986 nt
Organism: Vigna unguiculata (cowpea)
Lineage: Eukaryota; Viridiplantae; Streptophyta; Magnoliopsida; Fabales; Fabaceae
Product: serine carboxypeptidase-like 42
Biological process (GO): proteolysis
Molecular function (GO): serine-type carboxypeptidase activity
Source: RefSeq, a predicted model, not a curated record